GCUCCUCCCAUCACAUCCUGCCACAUCGUGGAAGCUGAGAGAGCUGAAAGGGGCACACAGCUGCUGUGAAGGAGCAGAAUUUCUGCGCUGGAGACAAAGCAUGCAGUGCCGUUUGGCGGAGAUGAGAUAAACACUACACGUGGCUGUCUGCCUGGGGUGUUGGGGCUGUUUCUUUGUUCCAGUUGAUGCUGGGGGCUGCUGGAGUAUUACUCUAACACAUCAUCAAAAUGAGUGAAAAGGAAGCUCAAGGAGAUGUCGGUGAUUCAACAGAAAAUGCAGAAUAUGAGGAUGAUUUUGAAAAAGACCUAACUGAUGAAGAAGAAAAACAAAACCCUGGUGAAAAAGAGAAUCCUGAAGAAAAGGAAGAGGAUGUUGAAGCAAAAACUCGUAAAACAUCAGACAGCUUUCAGGAAGACAGUGAAGAAAUGAAAGAAAAUCUAGAUCAGCUUUCAGAGGAAGAUGUAAAUGUGAAAGUAUUAUACUCUAAUGAAAAGUAUUUGCAAUCUGGGGCAGAUAGUGAACAGGAUGACCAUGAAUCUGAUGCUGAGAGAGAAAGCUCUAUCCAGGAAUCCAAGCUGGAAAAUGAGCAGGAACUGGAUGAGGGAGAGGAUGAAGAAAUAAAGCGUUACGUCUUGGAAAAGAUUGAAGAAGCCAACAAAGAGCUGGAAAAUCAGGCUCCUGUGCAUGGAAAAAGAGAACGGAAGUUAAAAUUUGUGGAUGAGGUGGAUCUUCAUCCAAAUGGUGCUGAAGUUGGUAACACUGACCUUGUAAGAGGAGACGUUUCAGAUGGGCUGUCUCAGCUGAAUAUUUCUGACAGGGGACAGAAACACACAUCACUUUCAGAACGUGCUGGCUCAGGUGAGGAGAAGACAAAUGGUAAAGUUCUAAUCGAAAUAGAUAGAAAGUUUGAACUCUUAAGUUUAUGUGAUAUUGAAAGCCAGGGCAUUUUGGCCCCAAUAAGUGUUUAUUUUACAGAUAUUGAAACCCAACAGACUUCAGAACCCACUGACACUCAAGGGAAAGAAAUGCCUCCAUCUGACUCUAACCAGCAGCCAGAUUCUGCUUUGAAUGGUGCAAAAAGUCUGGGAAAACAGAAGACUGAGUCUGCAAACAUACCUGCGAAAAGCUCCACUUACACUCUUACUCCCAGACAAAAAGAAUUAAGGAAGCAGAUAGAACUGAAGAAAGAAACACUGAAGAGACGGGAAGAAGAAAAGAACAAGGAACUAGAAGAAAUGAGGAAAAGACAGAACGAAAUAGUUUUUAAAGCAUGGUUACAAAAGAAGAAAGAACAGGUUCAACAAGAAAAGCGAAUUCGUCGUGCAAAGCGGCUGGAAGAGCUGAGGCUCAAAGAGGUACACAGGGAUCCAGAAGAAGCCUACAGUUUAUGGCUUAAAAAAAAGCACCAGCAAUAUGUGAGAGAAAGACGGAUAGAAGUCUUGAGACGCCAAACUGAAGAAGUGGCCUUUUAUCCAAGCCCAGAGGAUUGUGACAGAGCUUUUAGAGAAUGGCUGAGAAGGAAGAGAGAAGAGAAAGAAGCAGCAGAACUAGCUGCUAAAGAGAGAGCCAGGCAGCUUAGAUUAGAAGCCAGAAGAGCAAAACAAAUGCGGAACAUCCACUAUAUUUAAUUCAGAGCCCAAAUUCUUUUGUUUCUCAGAUCAUUACAGUUGAAAAUUUGAUGUAGCCACAGAGUUCUUGGUGACAGUCUUCUUAAUUUUUAUGGCUUGAGUUUUUGUCCUUUACAGCUACUGACUUUUUGUUGUGUUUUUAAAGCUUUCAAGCAAGUUUUAACAAUUACCUUCAGUGACAAUGAUUUUAUUAUCUAUUUAUUUGUAAUUUAGUCAAAAAGCCUGCUUUAAUGCAUAACUCAGGGAUCUUCUUGGUUUAACCAAAUCAAAAUCAGUGCAAGAUGUAUAAAUGAGGGUGGCAAAUACACAUUCCCUUCUUUAAAAGGCACUUUAUACUCAUUAUGGAUUCCUGGAUGCAGGCUACUGUGUAAAAUGUUAAAUUUUUGGUGGAUUAAUAUUGCUGUUUGAUACUGCUAGUGAUUGACUGUGCAAGGUGUUAUAUUGUUGGAAAAUGAUGUUUCUUGUACCACUUCCUAUUGAUCCAUUGACCAACUCUAGACCAGAGGACUGUGUUCUUUUAGGUUUCUGGAAAGCGGUGAUUGAAGACUAAUGUGUAGGUGAUCAUGCAACAGGUUUUGAAACUUACUUCUGUGAGUCAUAUUCAGUAGCUCUCUAUUCCAUGGAAUUAAAAGCUUGUUCCAAUUAUGACCUUUUUCCAGUAGUAAGGAAGCUAGGAUCCUUAUAUAAAUGUUAAUGUUUAUUAUAAUAAAUCUACCAAAGUACAUGGCUUUACCCA
Molecule: messenger RNA, 2364 nt
Organism: Zonotrichia albicollis (white-throated sparrow)
Lineage: Eukaryota; Metazoa; Chordata; Aves; Passeriformes; Passerellidae
Gene: CCDC181
Product: coiled-coil domain containing 181
Molecular function (GO): microtubule binding
Source: RefSeq, a predicted model, not a curated record